Messenger RNA from Arvicanthis niloticus (Nile rat), 2253 nucleotides. The record is from RefSeq and is a predicted model, not a curated record. Lineage: Eukaryota; Metazoa; Chordata; Mammalia; Rodentia; Muridae.
CCCUGUCCGUUUCCGGCAUUUCAGUAAAGCUCCAUUCGGCUGGGAGAAGCCGUGCUCUUCCGGGAAAAUGGCGACUCCCGCUCGUGCUCCAGAGUCGCCGCCAGCCGCGGAGCCUGCGCCCGCUGUGGGCCCCGCUGGGGAUCCUUGCCCGCCGCGCCAGCCGCAGCCCGUGCGCAAUGUGCUCGCUGCCCCGCGGCUUCGAGCCCCCAGCUCCCGAGGACUUGGGGCGGCAGAGUUUGGCGGAGCUGCGGGAGAGGUUGAGGCGCCAGGAGAGACUUUUGCGCAACGAAAAAUUCAUUUGCAAAUUGCCCGACAAAGGUAAAAAGAUCUCAGACACCAUUGCCAAACUGAAAGCUGCCAUUUCAGAACGUGAAGAGUUUAGAGGGAGAAGUGAACUGUUUCAUCCUGUUAGUGUAGACUGUAAGCUAAGGCAAAAAGCAAUCACAAGAGUUGAUACUGACGUAGACAAGGCCCGAAAUUCUGACCUGAUGCUUGAUACUUCAUCAUUAGUUCCUGAAUGUUCCUCAAUAGACAUUAAGUCAUCUAAAACAACUUUAGAAACACAGGAACUUAUACAUCUCACUCACAAAGACAGUGAAGAGACUUUGGAGGCUGGCAGCACAGUGACCACCAGCCCACCUGCUCACAUCAGAGCCCGGAUACCCUCAUCUGAAGUUAAGGAACAUCUCCCCCAGCACCCUGUUUCAAGUCAAGUGGAAGAGAUUUCCAGCAGCAUCGACAGUCUGUUUAUCACUAAAUUGCAAAAGAUUACAAUUGCAGACCAGAGUGAACCCUCGGAAGAAAUCACCAGCACUGAAAACUUUCCAGAACUGCAGACUGAGACUCCCAAGAAGCCUCAUUACAUGAAAGUGCUAGAAAUGCGAGCCAGAAACCCAGCGCCCCCUCCUCAUAAGUUUAAAACCAAUGUGUUACCCACACAACAGAGUGACUCACCAAGUCAUUGUCAGAGAGGUCAGUCUUCUGCUUCCUCAGAAGAGCGGCGGCGCAGGGCUAGACAGCAUCUUGAUGAUAUCACAGCAGCGCGCCUCCUUCCGCUCCACCACUUGCCUGCACAGCUGCUCUCCAUAGAGGAGUCACUGGCCCUGCAGAAAGAGCAGAAGCAGAAUUAUGAGGAGAUGCAGGCAAAGCUUGCAGCACAGAAGCUAGCUGAGAGACUGAAUAUUAAAAUGCAGAGCUACAAUCCAGAAGGGGAGUCUUCAGGGAGAUACCGAGAAGUGAGGGACGAAGAUGAUGCCCAGUCCUCGGAUGAAUGCUGAAGAUGAGUUCUGGGGGAUCCCGAGAGCUGACUGUUGGGCUCUCACUGUCUCAUCAAACUUCCUACCAAGUAUCCAGACCAGGGUCAGACCUUGUUGAGGGACAGCAGGUUUUUAAGUUACACAAAGGUAGCUACAAAAUAAGAACCCAGUUUGUCUUUCAGAAGAUGAUCUUCACGUGCUUGAACAGUUUAAUAUUUGAACAUUGUGUUUGGCCGUAUUGUGUUACAGUUUUGCAGUAUGUUGUGCAUUGGUCUGAUAUUUUAGUGUGAGUAGAGCACACGUUUUCUUUAAGAUAACUGCUUUUUCCUUUUUUGUACUCUGAUGAGAUAGCAUUGCUUACACCCUUUCUGGUGAAAACUUUGUUAUCCCAGGCACCUAAAGUGAAUUAGGAAGGUCUGGUUCCCUCGCUCGAGAAAUGAAGGGAGCAGUCUAAAGAAUGGUACGCAUGCUUGCAUGGACAUGUUCCUAAGAUGCUGGAUGUGAAAUACUGUGGAAGACACUCAGAAACUUUACAGCAGUGCAUUUGCUGCUCCUGUCUUCUCUUGGUGACUGCUGUCUCCUAUGAUGAGGAUAAGGAGCACCUUGAAGAGGUGCUGGGUGGGGGAGGGUCUCCUGAGCUGGUGUGGGGAGCUACUCCUGGCUUCCCUUGGCUUGAACUCAUUGCUGUCUUGAAUGAUAGGUCCCUGUACAGGACGCUCACAUUUGGUAAGGGAACCGGUGUUUUUCUAAGAGUUACAGUUGAAUUGUCAGUAUAUUGCUCUUUUUCCUUUUUAAACCCAAAGAGGUGUUUAUAGGCUGCAGAAACUUCAGUCAUGUAUGUACACAUUUGUGUUGUUUAAAAUGAUUAUAUAAUUGUUUUCAGCAAAGAUAACAGUAUGUUAUCAAAAAGCCUUUGUCUAUUAUGUGGAACUUGUAAAGGAGAAAUAAAAUACCAAUCAGAGCAGCUCCACAUACUAAUGGUGAUAUUUUCUUGGUA